Molecule: messenger RNA, 1119 nt
Organism: Mesorhabditis spiculigera
Lineage: Eukaryota; Metazoa; Nematoda; Chromadorea; Rhabditida; Rhabditidae
Source: the annotation of a GenBank genome assembly
AUGGCGCAAGUGAGCGACAAUGAGUCCUCCAAAUCGUCGAACAGCGCGAGCAGCAGCGGGAGCGCGGCCACGAUGAGCGUCGGCUACGACCCGGUGUGGCCACCAAUCACUAUCGACCUGCUGGACGGGGAGUACAUGCACGACCUCAAGGGGCCGAACCAGUCCAAGAAGACGCUCACCGAGUUUGUGAACGCGAUGACGGACAGCGACGUCUACAACGUGUUCUUCCACUACACCACCGUCAUUCAACGGGAUCCGCGCAAAGCCAUCUCGACGUACAAGAAGUGGCCUGACCAGAACCGCUACACGGAUAUCCCUUGCUAUGACGAUACUCGGGUCAAGGUGAAGCACCCGACCGCCGACCACGACUACUACCACGCGAGCUACGUGGCCGGCUACCGCGCACAGGCGUACAUCUUGGCCCAGUCGCCGAUGCCGCACAACGCCGAGCAGUGGUGGCAUAUGAUUUGGCAGGAGAAGGUGCCCGUCAUCAUCAACAUGGUGCCGCUGGAUGGGGUGGCUUGCCCCCGUUACCUGCCGAUAAACACGGAGAAGGCGCUGACGUUCGGCCCGUUCACGAUCGAGGCGAGCAGCCAUGAGUGUGUGCGUGGCCACUACUGCGCCACCAACAUACACGUGGCCAAGGACGGGAAGGAGUGGCGCCAUUUGCUGCAUGUCAUCUGCCACGACUGGGAUACGCGGCUCGGCACCCCGACCCGUCCGACGGAGGUGCUGAACCUGCUGACCGACCUGAACAACGCGUACGAGGGGCUGGUCGAGGAGGCCGAGGGGGUCGGCUGGCUGAACCGUGAGGACAAGUCGCCGAUCCUCGUCUCGUGCCACACCGGGGUGAACCGCUCGGCGACGCUGGUCGCGCUCGACAUUCUGUGCAAGAGGCUCGAAGAGUCGAUAGACGACCCGGAUGGCCCGCUCAUCGACGUCGAGAACACGGUGCUCAAGCUGCGCACGCAACGCGCCAUGGCUGUUCAGCGCCCCGAGCAGUACCUCUUCCUCCACCUGGCCGCCUUUGAAUUCGCGCUGCGCAGGCGCAUGCUGCGCGAUGAGGACGCCCAGGUGGGCGCCAUCAGCGCCUUCAAGCUGGAAAUUACCGAAGACGCC